AUGCGAUACGAUAUUACCCAGAUCUGGAGCGUCAUGGGUGGAGGUCACCCACAUACUAUCGCUCGCGAUUCCGGUAUCCAUCUCGCAUACGACGACCCUGCUGAUCGUCUCGGCAUCAGAUUCAGCGGCAUUGGAAACGGCGAUGAGCUGGAAGGAUGGCCCUGGCUGAUGGUGGAUAGGAAUGCCGAGAAGCUAUCCUGCGGCUCAUUCCGCUCGUCGACUGGCUUGAUGGCUUGGAUACUGAAGACUUGCGACCACGUCGCCGGUAUCUCGCCAACAAUUGUAUCGACCGGCCACGAUAUGGACAUGCCCGCCAUCUACUGGAAGCUGGAGAGAAGUGGCAGGCACUCCGAACCCAGGACUAGAACGUGA
Alternaria conjuncta is the source of this 372-nucleotide messenger RNA. RefSeq lists its product as uncharacterized. NCBI's taxonomy places the organism in Eukaryota, Fungi, Ascomycota, Dothideomycetes, Pleosporales, Pleosporaceae. The coding region runs from base 1 to 372 and encodes 123 amino acids. The record is from RefSeq and is a predicted model, not a curated record. The transcript has 2 exons.